Molecule: messenger RNA, 1990 nt
Organism: Geodia barretti
Lineage: Eukaryota; Metazoa; Porifera; Demospongiae; Tetractinellida; Geodiidae
Source: the annotation of a GenBank genome assembly
AAAAUACUGCCACAGUUUGGCCUGCCGGGCUGCUCCUCGUUGUUACACUUUGGCCGGUUUAUUCAAUGGCGACAGGUAUAUUAUACUGUCUAUAACUACGGAGCAUCAUAGCUAACAAGCACGCUAGCGCUGUUAUUUUGCCCUCCGUAACAACCGAAAAGAGCGCCGUUUGCUACUUAUCACUGACCGUCUCAUCUCAGCCCCUGCAGGUGACAAGAUUCUAAAAGAAAGCGAUCUUUGUGAGCUCGUGGAAGCGUUGCCGAGGCAAAGAAUAAGGCGUCCGAUUUCGGCCUAAAAUUGCUCUUGCCGUCUCACGAGAUCGACAGCAUAUGCAGUAUUCAUCGUGACCCACAAGAACAACUUACCAGUAUCUUGAAAUAUUUUUUGAAGCGAGUAGAGCCAAGACCAACAUGGGGAAUGAUUAUUAAUGCUCUCAAAAGUUCCAUGGUAGAUCUUCCACGACUGGCCAAAACAAUUGAAGAUCAUAUUCCUAAUCCAACCGCCACAAGUGUUCAUGCAUCUAAACCACUGUCCGGAAACCUGGAACCAGUAGACCAAUCUUGUGCUGCAACAACUAAAAGUGAGCAAGCUGCAGAUAGUCAGAGACAACCUGGAUCACCUGAACCCAGUUCUAUGACCCCUACGUAUGUAAAGGCCAAGAUCAAGCAGUUUGAAAAGAGGUUUAACAAGUUGAAAAGGAGCAUUAGAGAUAGUCUUAAACAAUCAAAGAUUCCCAUUGAGAGAAUAGCAGAUGUACUGAGUGAUAUGCCAGCUGAUGAUAUCCCUGAUCACAAAUUCUUCCAGGACGCAUGUUUGCAUCUUCUUUACAGAGCGGAUGAUCAGAACGAACUAUUUGGAACCUUAAACCCCCAUGUAAACUACCUCUCAUACCACUUGUUGGACUAUCUGGUCGAUGAAUUUGAUUUGAAGAUCAAAGAUGAGAUGGAGAAAUACAAAGAAGAUCUACAGAAGUUCAGAGAGAAAACACCACUAAAAUUGUACUGUAAAACACAGAAAAAGCGCUACAUCAAGCUUUCAUCUGAAUUCCGAGAAGUGGUUGCAGUUUUCGAGUGGCCCGAUGAUGUGACACUAGAAGUAGUGGAACAGUUUCGACAAGAGUACGCCUGUCACUACAGUCUGCGAGAGUGUGCCAUGAUGGUGGCUGAAAUACGUCCCUGCUCCUUCAUCGUCACCUGGUACGUCCCUGAAUCAGUGGCAGAGAAAUUGAAAACAAGAAUCCCCAAAGAGAUUCUCCAAAAGUGUUCUGCUACCAAACUGGUGGUUGAUGGCUCCUGUGUUUAUGAGGAAGACGAAUAUUAUUCUCAAGAACCUGAGGUAUAUCAUGUUGGUAGUGCAGAAGACGAUGAAGUUGAAGACGAUGCUACACACAGAAGGAGACAGGGUGUUGACUCUGGCUUCACGGUAACCCCACAACAAUCAUCAGGUCCACUAAUGGAGAAAUUACCAGUUACAGUAAUGGCGACAGGCACUUCAGUGGAAACUGUGGCCGCUCAAACCCACAGCAAAUCCACUAAGACAAGCACAAUCAUUCUGAGGUGCAGUGACCUACUUUAUGACAUUGACCAGAGACUAAAGGACAAGGCAUAUUGCAGCGAUCAUGGUUUCCAAAUUGUAUUAAGAUAAAUAUUCUAUCCUAAUUGUGAGGGCACUGCCUGCGCACUUGAUGUGAAAGUGGGCACUCUUUUGGAGAGGAUGUUCGUCCCUACCUUAGACAUCACUGUGUCGGUGGUUGAGUUGAAUGACGGUAAACUUAGCAGAGACUUUUCACUUGAAAAGGAGAUGAAGAAUCUAUUGGUGGUCAGGAAAGAGACCUUGUCUGAGGAACAGCUAACUGCAUCGUUUCCUAACCUGGUGGACCAUAAGCAGCUACGCCAAGUAUCAUCUGAGUUUAUAGGCAUACAGGCAUGCGCAGUAUUUUUGGCGAGCGGGAGCGAGCUAACCUAGUGGUCCAAACGGCGCGAUUUUCUAU